UGAUGACAUCACUGGAAUGCGCCGUUUUGCCGCGGCACGGUCUACGAGCCCCGGCUGGUGGCGCGAGCUUCGGAGUAAGGGGGAGGAGGGGGCGUGUGCGUGUGGUCGUCGUUGCGGAUCCCUCCACAAUUUUCAUGGAUCUCAAUAGUGCUAGUAGCAUUGUUCUUCAAGUCUUGACCCAAGCCACCAGUCAAAAUACUGCUGUGCUAAAACCAGCUGAGGAACAACUGAAGCAGUGGGAAACACAACCAGGUUUCUAUUCAGUAUUAUUGAAUAUCUUCACUAAUCAUACAUUGGAUGUAAAUGUGAGGUGGUUAGCAGUGUUGUACUUCAAAAAUGGAAUUGACCGCUAUUGGAGGCUAGUGGCACCACAUGCUCUUUCAGAAGAAGAGAAAUCUACAUUACGUGCAGGGCUUAUUGCCAAUUUCAAUGAGCCAGUAAACCAGAUUGCCACACAGAUAGCUGUUUUGAUUGCAAAGGUUGCUAGACUGGAUUGUCCUAGGCAAUGGCCAGAACUUAUUCCUACAUUGGUAGAAUCAGUUAAAGUUCAAGAUGAUCUUCGCCAACAUAGAGCUUUACUUACUUUUUAUCAUGUCACCAAGACACUGGCAUCUAAACGGCUUGCUGCAGACAGAAAACUUUUCUAUGAUUUAGCAUCUGGAAUUUAUAGUUUUACCUGUUCCUUGUGGAAUCAUCAUACAGAUACAUUCCUCCAGCACACUUGUACUAGAGAUGAAACUGCUAUGAGCAAUUCAUUAGAAAGGACUAUAUUAUCAUUGAAAGUACUUCGUAAAUUGACUGUCCAUGGGUUUGUGGAACCUCAUCGGAACAUAGAAGUGAUGGGAUUUCUCCAUGCCAUAUUUGAACGGUUGAAGCAAUUUUUGGAAUGCAGUAGAAGUAUAGGAGCAGAUAAUGUCUGCAGAGAUCGUUUAGAAAAAACAAUAAUUCUGUUCACUAAAGUGCUUUUAGACUUCUUGGACCAACAUCCUUUUUCAUUCACCCCUCUAAUUCAGAGAUCACUGGAAUUUGCUGUAAGCUGUGUUUUCACAGAGGCUGGGGAAGGAGUUGUGUUUGAGCGAUUUAUUGUCCAGUGCAUGAAUCUGAUUAAGAUGAUUGUAAAAAAUUAUGCUUACAAGCCAUCCAAAAAUGUGGAAGAUAGCAGUCCUGAAACCCUUGAAGCUCAUAAGAUAAAGGCAUCAUUUUUCACAUACCCAACAUUAACAGAAAUAUGCAGGCGGCUGGUCACUCAUUAUUUUCUGUUAACUGAGGAAGAGCUAGCAAUGUGGGAAGAGGAUCCAGAAGGCUUUACUGUGGAAGAGACAGGAGGAGAUUCUUGGAAAUACAGUAUCAGACCAUGCACAGAAGUACUCUUCAUUGAUAUUUUUCAUGAAUACAAUCAAACUCUUACCCCAGUUCUUCUAGAAAUGGUUCACAGUUUACAAGUCCCCACCAACAUGGAUGAUACCCAAGCUCUACUAAUUAAAGAUGCUGUGUACAAUGCAGUUGGCCUGGCAGCAUAUGAGUUAUUUGACAGCGUGGAUUUUGAUCAGUGGUUUAAAAACCAGCUACUAGCAGAAUUGAAAGUCACUCAUGACAGGUAUAAACCAAUACGGCGGCGAGUAAUCUGGCUAAUUGGACAGUGGAUUUCUGUGAAGUUCAAGUCGGAUAUGAGACCAAUGUUGUAUGAAGCAAUUUGUAGUUUGCUUCAAGAUCAAGAUUUAGUGGUCCGUAUUGAGACAGCUACCACUCUGAAACUUACUGUAGACGACUUCGAAUUCAGGACUGACCAGUUCUUACCAUAUUUGGAAACUAUGUUUACCCUGCUCUUUCAACUCCUUCAAGAAGUUAGAGAAUGUGACACAAAGAUGCAUGUUCUUCAUGUUCUGUCUUGUGUAAUUGAAAGAGUCAAUAUGCAGAUACGACCUUAUGUAGGAUGCUUGGUACAAUAUUUACCUCUUCUUUGGAAACAAAGUGAAGAACACAAUAUGUUGAGAUGUGCCAUCCUCACUACCUUAAUUCAUCUUGUCCAGGGCCUGGGAGCAGAUAGCAAGAACCUUUAUCCUUUCCUGCUCCCAGUUAUUCAGCUAAGCACUGAUGUUUCUCAGCCCCCUCAUGUCUAUCUUUUAGAAGAUGGAUUAGAAUUGUGGCUAGUGACAUUAGAGAAUAGUCCCUGCCUUACCUCAGAGCUGCUGCGAAUUUUUCAGAAUAUGUCUGCUCUUCUUGAACUAAGUUCAGAAAACCUCAGAACCUGCUUUAAAAUAAUCAAUGGCUAUAUCUUUUUAUCUCCGUCUGAAUUUCUUCAGGUUUAUGCAACUGAGCUCUGCAAAUCGUUUUGUGAGAUCUUAAAAGAUAUAACCACUGAGGGUCAGGUUCAAGUUCUGAAGGUUGUAGAAAAUGUUCUUAAAGUAAAUCCAGUUUUGGGCCCUGAAAUGUUUCAGCCUCUUUUACCAUCUGUAUUUCGUGGAAUUAUUAAUGGGGAGAGAUAUCCAGUUGUAAUGUCUACUUACCUGGGAGUCAUUGGUAGAGUCUUGUUGCAAAAUAAAGGAUUUUUUUCAUUGCUUCUGAACCAGAUGGCAUGUGAGCUUGGCCAGGAGCCAAACCAGCUUCUUGGUCACAUGAUUGAAAUGUGGGUUGACCGCAUGGAUAAUAUAACUCAGCCAGAGAGAAGAAAACUUUCAGGCUUGGCUUUACUUUCUCUUCUGCCAUCCAAUAAUAUUGUUAUCCAAGAUAAAUUUUGUGGUAUUAUAAACAUUUCAGUAGAAGGAUUGCAUGAUGUCAUGACUGAAGAUACAGAAACACGAACAUUCAAAGAUUGCAUGCUCAUGUCUGCUUCUGAAGAGCCCAAAGUGACAGAAGAAGAAGAGCCUCCCACAGAGCAGGACAAAAGGAAAAAGAUGCUUGCCCUAAAGGAUCCAGUACAUUCUGUAUCACUGCAGCAGUUUGUAUAUGAGAAGUUAAAGGCACAACAGGAAUUGUUGGGGGAACCUGGCUUUCAGGCACUCAUGGAAACUGUGGAUACAGAAAUAGUCACACAACUACAAGACUUCUUACAAGGAUUCUGAACAAGCAGAGACAAGAUUUUCUACACUUCUGUCUUCACUCUGAUCUUACAAGAGCAAAUUAAGUGGCUUUCCAUCCAAUGACAAAAACCAUCUUCUUUUUAAAAAGAGCUUCUCUUGGAAAUUAAGAAAGAAAAAGGCUAUGGCAGUGAUGUUUUUUUCUGAUUAAGAAAAGAUUGAAGUAAUAAAUAAGAGCUUUAAGACAAUAAUGAAAUAAUAAAUGCAAACUUUUAAGAAUAACCACCCAUGCUUGAUAUAUAGGACUGAAAUGUAUGUUUGGAGAACAGAUUUGCAGAAAAGAAGUUCUGUAAAAGCAGAUGUCCAAUCUACUGUUAAUGGAAUGAUGAUGGAUUUGAACUUGCAAUCAUGUGGUCUUAUUACUUAAGGAAGAGUGUCUAGAAAGGUUUUUGUCUAAGGAUACCAGCUUGCAUAGGCUGCCUUAUACAAUUGUUUACUAUUAACAUUGUAAUAAAAUGUAAAGUUUAACAAAAUUACAACAGGGGAGGAUGUAAAGCAUAUGUGUCAAGCAAUUUAAAUAGUAUCAAUACAGUAGUAUAAAUAAUGGAAAGGAUUUUUAAAGUUUCCUCUGUGGGGAAUUGAAUGCUUGUCUUUUGCAUGAAAAGAGAACUAAUGAAAUUGUCUGAGUGUUUUAAAUUUACUAUGUUGAUCCAUAUAAAAGGAAAGGGUUUAAUAUCUUUUCUUUUGUUUUAGUUCUACAGUUUUAUUUGAAAUGUAGCACAUAGCUCCAUUGAUGAAUUUAUUUAAGUGUGAGAGAUCUAAAAUAACUCUCCUAGGAUGGUGAGAAGUAAAAGGUACUGUUCACCAUGAGCAGGCAAAGGAAUAGCUUAUAUAUUUGCUGCUGUAGAAAACUACCCAGUAGAGGUGGCUAAGGAUGAUGAGUCAAAACUUACUAAUUGUCUAUAUUUCUAGAUUACUCUAGAAUAGUGAUUAUGAUGGACUCUGAAUAUUUGAGCAUUCAUCUUGGAAAAUGAGCACAGGUGAAAGAAGGAGAGCUCAGAAAGCUUCUAGGUUCCCAUGUUGUCAUUCAAAAAACAUACAUACUGUUUCCCCAUUCCGUCUGCCUGUUCUUGUCUCAUACCUCCUAUAUUAAGGAGAGGCUUUUUCUUUUUUGGCAAAACUUAUUUUCAAUUCUCUUCUGAUGUGAGAAAUUAGUUUUUAGGAAACAAUGACCACAUACUAACAAAACGUUAGUAUACCUAUGCAGAAAAAUCGCAAUGGUAUGUAACCACAGGGGGCAAAGAUCUUGUAAACUACAGAAUUCAAACUGUACUAGAAAAUAAAUUCUGAUGCUUCCAAACUACAAAAUAGUAAAAAUUCAAUUAAAAUUUUCAAGGAUG
Molecule: messenger RNA, 4417 nt
Organism: Pogona vitticeps (central bearded dragon)
Lineage: Eukaryota; Metazoa; Chordata; Lepidosauria; Squamata; Agamidae
Gene: IPO11
Product: importin 11
Biological process (GO): protein import into nucleus
Cellular component (GO): cytosol; nuclear envelope
Molecular function (GO): small GTPase binding
Source: RefSeq, a predicted model, not a curated record